This is a messenger RNA of Orbicella faveolata, 1512 nucleotides long. RefSeq names its product salivary peroxidase/catechol oxidase-like. Lineage: Eukaryota; Metazoa; Cnidaria; Anthozoa; Scleractinia; Merulinidae. The record is from RefSeq and is a predicted model, not a curated record. Gene Ontology annotation, biological process: response to oxidative stress. Gene Ontology annotation, molecular function: peroxidase activity; heme binding.
UUUUUUUUUUUUCUAAUGCAGCUUUCUCUUCGGAGUAUUACUUGUCGCUGGCUGGUUUGAAACGCCUCAAGGGUAUUUAGGUGCUUCUUCCGCGCAACAAGUGCUGGAUACGCUGAGCCUCCCAAACUGCGAGGUUUCACUUGUGAAAAGACUCUUUUGUCUCAAAUUCCAUUAUCGCACGUUUGAUGGCACAUGCAACAAUCUCUGCAACAUUACAACCGGAGCCGCCUUUACACCGCAUGAUCGGUUCCCAGGCUUAGAUCCUCCUACUGCGUAUGAACAACCAGGCAACCAACCUCGGCAAUUCUCGUCCGUAAGAUUUAAAGGCAAGCGCAUUCGCCUCCUAAAUACGAGGUUUGUUAGCAAGAUAGUGUUUGAUAACUAUCCAGACCGAGCAAGUUUUACCCACAUGGUAAUGACGUGGGGUCAAUUUUUGGACCAUGAUCUCACGCUCACUGAAUUCACUGUGGGGGUCAACCCACAGCUCGAUUGUGGCACGAGCCAGGAACCUUGCCCCAGCCUGAUUGAAAAACCUUUCUGCUUCGGAGUCAACAUCAGCUCCAGGGUAAGGCUAUCGGGCGAUCCUCUUGCACGGUGUACUCCUCUUGUCAGGUCAGAGCAGAACAGCCACGGCAAUCAGAUAAAUGAGAUAACCGCUCACCUUGAUGGGUCACAAGUGUACGGUUCAGAUCUCGACACAGCGAACAGCCUUCGCUUCUUCAAACUGGGACUUUUGAUAGUUGAACCUUUCAUUAACAGCAGCGACUUACCCAUUCUUCCAGCACAGGAGUCUGUGGGCGGUGAAGCAGGCUUCUGUAGAUCUAACGAUACUGAAACUCAGCCUUGCUUCAGAGCUGGGGAUCCUCGAGUGAACGAAAAUCAAGCCUUAAUGGCAAUGCACGCUCUGUGGGUUCGUGAACACAACCGUAUUGCCAAACACCUGUUCACUCUGAAUCCAUCGUGGAAAGACGAGAAACUCUAUCAAGAGGCGCGCCGAAUCGUUGGUGCCAUGUUACAACACAUUACAUAUAAUGAGUGGUUGCCAACACUCAUCCCCAGUCAAAGAUUGAGACGAAAAGCAGGAGUUGCGCUGGAGGCCGAUGGAACAUUCUCCAACGAUUACGCUCCGGAAAUAAAUUCUACAAUUAUCAACUCGUUCGCCACGGCUGGCUUAAGAAUAGGCCACACUUUAAUUCGGGAGAACUUUACAGUGUCGAGUGGAGUUGAUCUCAUUGACCAGCUAUCCCAAUCUCCAGUCGAUUUUUUUAACCCAGGACCGCUCAAUGAUCCAAACUUAGGAGUCAAUCCUUAUACAGGUCUUUAUCUCGGAUUGGCUGGAAUAAGAGCUGGCGAAUUUGAUCGGUAUGUAUUUUGCUAUGUUUUGUGAGUCAAAAUAAACUGACUGACAAUCGGAAAGCAAGAACUUCAUUUAUCGAUUGUCUUUCACCCAUGGAGGCAGUGUGGCCGAGUGGUCAGCGUGUCCGCCUCGCAAUCCAGCGGUCCCGGGUACGA